Messenger RNA from Microthlaspi erraticum, 1737 nucleotides. Lineage: Eukaryota; Viridiplantae; Streptophyta; Magnoliopsida; Brassicales; Brassicaceae. The record is from the annotation of a GenBank genome assembly.
AUGGGAGGAGCUUGCUCGAGGAAGAGAGAUCAACAAGUUGAGGAUAUAUUAAACAGAGGCGUCUCAGGGAAAUACAGCAAGAGUUCCAGUUCGAAAUGGUUAGCGACUUCGCUCGCUAGGUCCGGCUCCGGUGUUAAACGGGGAAAUGGAGAAUGCCCAUCGCUUAUGGACCUCUGUGUCCGCAAGAUUCAGGAGGACAUCGAUAGAUAUACCAAAUUCUCUGACCUACCGAGGGAUAUCAGUCAGCAGAUUUUUGAUGAGUUGGUGAAUACUCAACGGUUAAGUUUAAAGUCUCUUGAGGCAUUUCGAGACUGUGCAAUUCAGGAUCUUUACUUGGGAGACUACCCUGGAGUUAAUGAUGAAUGGAUGGGUGUCAUCUCCUCGCAAAGUACAUCGUUGCUUUCUGUUGAUUUUUCAGGGUCUGAUGUCACAGACUCUGGCCUGGUUUCUUUAAAAGGUUGCAGAAACCUGGAAUCCUUAAACUUUAAUUUCUGUGACCAGAUUUCAAACCGUGGCCUGGAGCAUCUCAGCGGCCUUACAAAUUUGACAAGCCUGAGCUUUAGAAGGAAUGCUGCAAUCACUGCACAAGGCAUGCGUGCCUUCUCCAACUUGGUCAACAUGAAGAAGCUAGAUCUUGAGAAAUGUCCUGGUAUUCACGGUGGCCUCGUUCAUCUGCGAGAUUUAACCAAGUUAGAGUCCUUGAACAUAAAGUGGUGUAACUGCAUAACGGAUGCAGACAUGGAGCCUCUCUCAGGACUUACAAAUCUGAGGAGCUUACAAAUCUGCUGCAGUAGGAUUACCGACUUUGGUAUCAGCUACCUUAAAGGGCUAAACAAGCUUAAUUUAUUGAACUUGGAGGGGUGCCGUCAUGUUACUGCUGCAUGCCUGGACACACUCACAGCUCUUACAGGUCUGAUGUUUCUGAACCUAAACAGAUGCAAUUUCUCAGACAGCGGGUGUGAAAAGUUUUCUGAUUUAAUAAAUUUGAAGAUAUUGAACUUGGGGAUGAACAACAUUACCAAUUCAUGCUUGGUCCAUCUGAGAGGUUUGACAAAGUUGGAGAGCUUGAACCUGGAUUCUUGUAGAAUUGGUGACGAAGGACUGGUACAUUUAUCAGGUUUGCUUGCGUUGAAAUCUCUGGAGUUGUCCGAUACCGAAGUAGGAAGCCACGGGCUUCGCCAUAUCUCUGGUCUGUCAAACCUGGAGAGCUUAAACUUGUCAUUCACUGUUGUGACGGAUAGCGGUUUAAGGAAGCUAUCUGGCUUGACAUCUCUUAGAACACUGAAUCUGGAUGCACGUCACAUUACUGAUGCUGGCCUCUCCGCUCUUACAAGUUUGACUGGGUUGACUCACCUAGAUCUCUUCGGUGCUCGUAUCACAGAUUCUGGAACAAAUCAUCUACGAAACCUGAAGAAACUGGAGUCACUUGAAAUAUGUGGUGGUGGAUUGACUGAUGCUGGUGUCAAGAACAUAAAAGAUCUUCCAUCCCUCACACUCCUCAAUCUAUCACAGAACUCCAACCUCACAGACAAAACACUAGAGUUGAUUUCUGGAUUGACCGGAUUGGUCUCUCUAAACGUCUCAAACUCUCGAGUAUCAAACUCAGGGCUACGCCACCUGAAGCCAUUGAAGAACCUGAGAUCUCUGACCUUGGAGUCCUGCAAGGUCUCUGCUAAUGACAUCAGGAAGCUUCAGGCGACCGAUCUGCCAAACCUAGUCAACUUCCGUCCCGAGUAA